This is a messenger RNA of Racocetra fulgida, 704 nucleotides long. The record is from the annotation of a GenBank genome assembly. NCBI's taxonomy places the organism in Eukaryota, Fungi, Glomeromycota, Glomeromycetes, Diversisporales, Gigasporaceae.
AAGGAAACGCGACAAAGACACGAAAGAGUGGGAUAUAUGCAAUCAGAAAAGAGAAAUGUAAGAGAUGGCAAGAAGUAAAGAAAGAACAAAAAAGAGAAGGCACAGAAAAACAGAAAUUAGAGAAAACAGGCAAUAGAAAGCAUAAAUUAAGAAAGAAAGGAAAGUACAAAAGAAGAAAAAAAAAAAGAAAUGAAGACAGGAAAACAGAAAAUGAUAAAGAAGAAGAAAGAAAAAGAAAAAAGAAAGAAGGCAAGAGAAGUAAGGAAGAUACAAAGAAAAUGAAAAGAAAUAAAGAAGACGAAAAAAAUGCAAUAAAAAACAGCAAAAGGGAAGAUAAGAAAGAAGGAACAAGUAGGAGAAAAAAGAAGGUAGAAAAGAAGAGAAGAUGGGAUAAAGAAAUCAAAAAAGAGGAAAAACAAACAAGAAAGAUGAUAAAGAAUAAGCAAGAGUUAAAAGAGCAUAAGAAAAAGGCAGCAAGAAAAGGAGGAAAAGAAAGAAAAAAAGAUAAGACAAGAGGAAAGGAGGAAACAAGAAAAAGGAAACAAAAAAGACAAAAGAACCUAGAGGAAAUAAAAGGAACAAACAAGAGACAUGAGGAAGAAGCAGUCGAGAGAGACAUUAGAAAAAAAAUAAGACAAGCGGGAAGAAAAGAAGAAGGAACCAGGAAGAAAAUUGGCAAUAAAAGACCAACAAGACAGAAAUAG